Apaloderma vittatum (bar-tailed trogon) is the source of this 831-nucleotide messenger RNA. Its product is annotated as inositol-trisphosphate 3-kinase B-like. The record is from RefSeq and is a predicted model, not a curated record. The annotation marks the transcript as partial. NCBI's taxonomy places the organism in Eukaryota, Metazoa, Chordata, Aves, Trogoniformes, Trogonidae. The transcript has 6 exons. Gene Ontology annotation, molecular function: inositol-1,4,5-trisphosphate 3-kinase activity; inositol tetrakisphosphate kinase activity. Gene Ontology annotation, cellular component: nucleus; cytoplasm. Gene Ontology annotation, biological process: inositol phosphate biosynthetic process.
UCAUCAUCCUCAGCCUCUUCCACGGGCUUCUCCUCAUCCUGGGAGGAGUCCGAGGAGGACAUCUCCAGCGACCCUGAGCGCACCCUGGACCAGGCACCGGCCUUCCUGCAGACCCUGGACCAGCAGAAGCCUCGAGUGAGCAAAUCAUGGCGGAAGAUCAAGAAUAUGGUGCACUGGUCCCCAUUUGUGAUGUCUUUCAAGAAGAAGUACCCUUGGAUCCAACUGGCAGGACACGCAGGUAGUUUCAAGGCAGCAGCCAAUGGCAGGAUACUGAAGAAGCACUGUGAAUCGGAGCAGCGCUGCCUCGACCGCCUGAUGAAUGAUGUCCUGAAGCCCUAUGUUCCUGCCUAUCAUGGCGACGUUGUGAAGGACGGGGAGCGAUACAACCAGAUGGAAGAUCUGCUGGCUGAAUUUGACUCCCCCUGUGUUAUGGACUGCAAAAUGGGGGUCAGGACGUACUUAGAGGAGGAGCUGAUAAAGGCCCGGAAGAAGCCGAGCCUGAGGAAGGACAUGUACCAGAAGAUGAUUGAGGUGGACCCUGAUGCCCCUACCGAGGAGGAGAAUGUGCUGCGGGCAGUAACCAAGCCCCGCUACAUGCAGUGGAGGGAGACCAUCAGUUCAACUGCCACGCUGGGCUUCAGAAUCGAGGGGAUAAAGAAAGAGGAUGGGACUGUGAACCGAGACUUCAAGAAGACACGGACAAAGGAUCAAGUCAUGGAGGCCUUCAGGGAGUUCACCAGAGGAAACCGCAACGUUUUGAACAGUUACCUUAACCGGUUGAAGGGUAUCCGUGCUACCCUGGAGACGUCCCCGUUCUUCAAGUGCCAUGAG